This is a messenger RNA of Blepharisma stoltei, 4549 nucleotides long. The record is from the annotation of a GenBank genome assembly. Lineage: Eukaryota; Ciliophora; Heterotrichea; Heterotrichida; Blepharismidae.
AUGCUUACAUAUGAAGGUGAAUUUAUGGAGUCUUCAAAUAAAGGCUUUUGAGCUAAAAAAGAAAGGAGGAGUAUAAAAGCUUCAAUAUUUGAGGUAUAUAGCCAAAUUUAUCACAAUAAGGCUAUGGAAGAAAGAUCUGACAAUUGGCAAAAAGUUGAAAGGGCAAUUCAUAGCAUAAUUUGGAGUCUUCAAAUGGCAAGCCUAAUGUGAACCCCAAAUCUCCCAAUUACAGAUUGAAAAGACUAUAUGACAUUAUGAAAAAUUGUUGGAUACAUAAGGCUUGACAAUAUUUGCUCAGCAUUCGGAAAUUUUUAUGAAUACUUAUAUCUAGCGAUUUCAAUUACUUUAAUGAUUUCAUUAACUAUUCUUGUGUGUACAAUUGCUGACUAUCAUCGAUCUGUGAGUUUGCCAAAAAUAUUAUUUAUUGCACUUAAAUGAUUUUUAAAUAUAUGAAUAGCAAUAUUUUUUAUCCCUUCAGUGGUUUUAUUUACCAUUUUUCUGAAAUACAACUUUCUGUCAGACUAUAAUGCUACUGAGUACGAAAAUAGCAGCGAUACAUCAGAUUUUAAGAUUACCUUUAUUUUAAAACUUUUGAUCAUACUUUCAAUAAUUAUAAAUUUUCCUUUAAUUAUUUUUCAUGCUGAAUUUUCAGGCGAAAUAAGACAUUCUGUGAGCAGUAAAAUAGUAAAAUCAAAAGCACAUUCAAAAAUUGAUGCUCAUAUAGCGUUUUUCACAUAUUUUUCGUCAAUAUUUUAUAUAUUGUUUGAUGAUGAUUAUAUGAUUUAUUUUCAAAUUGCUAUGAUGGCUUUUUCAAUAAUUAUAAUUUUUGAAAUUAUGAAGCUUUUACCAUAUUUUUCAUUUUAUUGCAAUUUUAUACUGAUUCUCCAGCUUUUUAUUAUUAUUGUAAUAUCAUUUGGAUUUAUUUUGGGUAUAAUAAUGGAUAAUGCCCUAUUUACGAUUUUAUCAGCAAUUGUUUUAGGCCCAUUAUCAGCUUUAUUUGUGAUUCAAUACACUCGGAAACUCAAAUUAAAUAGCACCUCAAGCAAUCCUCCAGCAGGCUUGGCAGGAAUAAAUUCUCAGUAUCAGCUAGAAAAAUCUUUGAGAAAUUUUUUGUGUGGCAACGACAUAGAGCAUAAAGAUCAUAUUAUUUAUCUAUUUGAAACCUUCUUUACAGAACACUUUUUCCAUGGAGACAAGCUUCAAGUUGCCUGAGCUACAAAUUAUUGUUUAUUUACACUAACUCCCCCCUCCGUGAGUGAACAAAACCAUUAGAAAAAAUCGCUAUUUUUUGCCCAAAAGCCCACCCUUCGUGAGUGUACAGAAAUUUUUUUAAUUGAAAAAAUUUUUUAUGGAAAAAAAUUUUUGAUAUAUAAGUGAUAAUUACUAUAAUGAAAUCUAGAGCUAAUUCUGUUUAAUUUUAAACAAAUUGCUUUUUUUUUAUAAAUUUUAUAAAUUAAAUUAAUAUCUGCUUUCAAAUUUUCGCGAAUUAGGAUUUUUUUAAAUUUCGAAAAAUAAUUUUUAAUAAAAUUUAUAUAUAAAAUUUUUUUAAAAAAAAAAAUUAACCCCCCCUCCGUGAGUGAACAAAAUUUUUUUAUUCACUCACGGAGGGGGGGGAGUAAAAGACAAAUCAUUAGCAAAAUUAAAACUAAGCAAAUCGCAAAGUAUUUCUAAAUGAAAUUUAGAAGCUGAAUUUCAGGAAUUUUUAUGUAAUAAAAAUAUUCAAAAUUCUUUAUUUAAUGAAAAGACACAAUUUAUAAGCUAUUUUUAUCAUUUAAACAUAAUAAAAAAGAAGGAUGAAAAAUUAUGUGUCAAUUUAUUGAAUUUUUGAGAAGAAUUAAUUUCUCUUAAGCCUGAUUUAAAAGGAUUGACAAUAAAAUUGAACUGACUUUAUAAAAGGAUUUUACUUCUUAAUAAUCAGUACAGUGAAUUAACCACAAAAUUUUUAGACUCAAAAGAAAUCUUAGCGCUCCAUGCUUCAUAUGCAAAAGAUGUUCUUUAUGACUUUGAAAAAUCAAAUUUACUAGAAAAUAAGCUUAGAGGACUAAGUGCCAUAAAUUUUGAUUCUAAAAAGUUCAGCUAUUUUAGAUAUUCUAAUGGAAUUUUAGUAAUUUCUGGAGAUGAAAACAAUUUUGGUAAAAUUAUAUUUUCAAAUCUAAAAGCAGCAGAAAUUAUGAAAUCUUCAAUAAUAAACAUUGAAGGCAGUAAUAUAAUGAAUUUUAUUCAUGCUUAUUAUUCUGAAAAAAUAAAAGAAGAAGUAAAGUGGGCAAUUCAUUUUAGCUCUAGCUCAGAAAUAGACUUAAGUAAAGGAUUUUUUUUAAAUAUUCCAGGCAUGCAUUUAAUAGAGUGUAUAGGAAAAGCUACAUUAACUUCAAUUGAUAAUUGUGCUGUUAUUAUAUUAAAUUUUCAGCGAAGAAACGCUAGACGGGAAGCUGCAUUAACAAGUGAAAAUGGAGAAAUCUUAUGCUACUCAGAAAAUUUUCCAAAAUUUGCCAGAAAAUUUAACGAUAACUUGCAAGGCUGCAAUAUUAAAAAUUUAUUUCCUGGAGUAGGGAUUAAUGAUGUAAAAUUCUUUAUCCCUUAUCAUUUGCCUAAUUUUGAAAAAGAAACAAUUCUAAUAAAAAACUAUAUAAAAGUCUACAAUGCCCAAAUAUAUUACGUAUUUCUUAUUAAUGAUGAAACAGAACUCGAAAUUUGGAAGCAUAAAAACCAUCCAAAUCAUUUUUUUGAUGAAAAAGAUGAAAGACAAGCUGCAAAUUACGACUCAAACCUAUUAAGCCCUAAAAAUCAAGAAUUUCAAGGAUAUUAUCAAAAUUCCUAUGACCAAAUAAUUAACUCUGAAAUGAAUUUGAACCAGCCUAGCUUUAAUAAUGGCAUCCCUGAAUUAGCAGAAAAUCGUUUUUCAGACAAACUUUCAGAAGAAAAAUCACAAAUUUCUGAGCAUUCUCGACAAAAAAAAUAUUUCCAAAUGCUGUCAACCUCUUCAAGAUCAAUUAAUAUUUUACAUAUUGCUUUUAUUUUAUCAGUAUUUUUUAAAUAGAUUAUUGCUGUGCUGAGCACGAAUAUUGCGGUUUUAUUUUAUGCGUCCUCCAGUAUUGAGCUUAUAAGAAAUAUGGAGCUUCCUAUCGCCCUAGCAGAAGCAGAGGCAAAGCUGCAAAAAGUAGCAUACGGUGCACAAAUAAUUUGGGCGCUUUCUAAUUAUGGGAGUUUGGAAACUGCUUUUCCCUUAUUUUUAACAUGGUCUGGGUUCCCUUCUUCAGUGGAUAGCUUAAAAGCUUCUUUACUCUAUAUUACUUCUAAUUUGCCGAAAUGGAAUUAUUGUUCAAGUCGAAGCAUUUUGACUGAUGAAAGCAUUGAUUUGUGGGAUUCAGGAAAAAUAAAAAAAAUGAAUUUAUUAGAUAUGCUUUCAAAAUCUGUUCAAUAUGUAAUUUUUAUGUAGGGAUAUGAUAUGGCAAGAAAAUAUAAUAACUCAGAAGACUAUAAAACUGAAUUAAACUUUAUAGUAAUAAAUGGCUAUGGAAUAGGAUUUGAAUACUGUAAUACUUCGCUAUAUGAAAUAAUGGAGUGCCAAAAAUCAAUAAACUCUGGUUUUAAAUACGACAUGUUUUUUCUGCUCAUAUUAGGAAUCGGCGUUCUCGCUUUAUGUGUGUGCAUUAUGAUACCAUUUUGCUGAUCUACUAUACAAAUCGAAAAUGAUUUUUGGGGUAAUUUAAGAAGAAAAGUUUAUGAUAAUCAUGCAGAGCUAAGGAAUGGGCUCUUAGAAAGGCUCCGAUUUGUUCAUUCUCAGUCUGAAAUUUUCAUUUCUAAUCGAAAUCAUUCAAAAAAACGAUUUAAUUUCAGAAAUUCCUGAAAGUAUAUCUGAAGAAUUUGCAUUUAUUUUAUCAUAGUAACAGCAUUUUCUAUUGUAAAUAUUACUUAUCUUUAUGAAAAAUGCACAAAUUAUUUGUCAUAUAGACCUGAAAUGAUGAAAGAGCUUAUCCGCACAAAAAUAUUGCAAAAUACUUUUGCUAUAUGAUCAUCAGAGCUUUUAUUCCAUAAUUGAGGAUUUCCGCCAUUAAACAAAUACCUCCAGUCAUAUCCUUUUGUAGAUCCUAUAAUUGAAUUUCAAGAAACCUUAUCAGAUCUUGAAGAUUCCAAAAAAUUAUUAAGAAAUCCAAAAUACUCACCUAUUUUGUCAGAUGAUUUUAAAAAAAAAUUGUAUGAAAAUAAUUAUCAGGUUUACACGAAUUAUUUAACUUUUGGCUCAUACUCUGCUGAAGAAGUAUUAUUGCAGGAUGGCUAUUUGGUUGCAUUUUCAAAUAUAAUAACUGAUUUUUGGGUUAAUUGGAUAUUUGGUAUUGUUUAUCUUAAUACAAGCUAUGAUGAGCUUGCAAAUGAAAUGGAUAGUGACUCUCAAAAAGUGAUUGACGCACAAGUUGCAAUUAUUGUGUGAGCAUUUAUACUUUUUAUAAUUACAUCUGUAACUAUUUAUUUUUCAUUUUACUAUGUGUUUUUCAGAAAAGAAAAGCAAUAUCUACAAAAAAUCAAUUCAAUUAUGAAGAUCAUUCCGUAG